AUGAGUACUCGUAGAGCUCAUUCAUCUAGAACAAAAGAUGUCAUUUACUGGCGCUAUCAUUGGAAAAAAUCUGAUCCUGUUAUGAUAGCUAAAAGAAUUGGUACAAUAAAUUGGUUUCUUUUACGUGAAAAGCUAAAAGAAAUGAAUGAGAGAAACGAGAAAGAAACUAAUCCGCAUACUAUUCGUGCUCAGAUUAUUGCAUCCCAAUUAGAAAAUAUGGGAAAAGAAAUGACAAUAACUGCUACAAAACAUGAUGAUCCUAAUGAAUGUACAAAGAAAAUCAGUAAAGAAUCUACGUAUUACAAAGGUGGUCCAUACACUAAAGGAAUGACACCAGAAGAACGAAAGCAAUUUUUCAGGACAAAAUUAAAUCAGCAAGCUCGUGAAGGUUUUCGAUUUUGGUUAACUGAGCGGCCAAAACCAACGAAAUUUGGUCAUUAUUCAAUGGGAGCCAAAUACACUUUCCUCGGAUUGUGCAAUGCUCCGAGGAGUUGA
Schistosoma turkestanicum is the source of this 495-nucleotide messenger RNA. The record is from the annotation of a GenBank genome assembly. Lineage: Eukaryota; Metazoa; Platyhelminthes; Trematoda; Strigeidida; Schistosomatidae.